Messenger RNA from Athalia rosae (coleseed sawfly), 1727 nucleotides. RefSeq names its product RCC1-like G exchanging factor-like protein. Bases 120 to 1439 code for a protein of 439 amino acids. The transcript is spliced from 9 exons. The record is from RefSeq and is a predicted model, not a curated record. NCBI's taxonomy places the organism in Eukaryota, Metazoa, Arthropoda, Insecta, Hymenoptera, Athaliidae.
AUGUACUACGCACGUACGUACGUACCUAAGUAUGGUACUACUUAAUUUGGGUACUGCUUAAUACGUAUAACGUACGUACAUACGUAAGUACCGUUUACUGAUGAUUGAAACUACUUCAAAUGUACCGGAAUUACUCGAGAUUAACAGCCCGUGCCAAGGGCAAGGAUUUCGCCCCAAACGAGCCGGCUUUUAGAAAGCCAGAAAUCAAAGCCUCACCAGUCUUUCAGUAUCCAGUUAGUGCUAGUGGUGACCGCAGAGUGUACGUCUGGGGUCUUGCAGCGCACGGAGGCCUGGGCAUUCUACCACGUCCAUCAAAGCAUAAGAAAUUUGUAUUUUUUCACAAACCCAGCAGACUUAGAUUUGCCGAAGAACAUAGCAUUGUAGAUAUUGCAUGCGGCUAUGGUUUCACAGUUUUUGGUGUUCAGUCCAGGGAUAAUAACAUAUUGUGGGGCACUGGAAUUAACACCGACUCACAGCUAGGGUCUGAUGAGACUGAAAGGACUCCUCAUGAGCUUCUGCUAGUCCCAAGGCCUAUACACCUUCCUUUGAAUAGCCCAACUGCCAAAAUCACUGCAUUAGCUGCUGGGCGAGCUCAUUUACUAGUUUUAACAACAGAAGGUCUUUUCACUCUUGGGAACAAUGGCUAUGGGCAAUGUGGGCGACCUAUAAUUGUUGGCGAAGAUUAUAGGAAUAAUAAAAUAAUUCAUCAUCUACCAGAUGUCGUAGGAGAACCUAUUGUCUCUGUUAUUGCUGGUCAAGAUCACAGUAUGCUUCUAACUGAGGCUGGUCGAGUUUACACAUUUGGAUGGGGUGCAGAUGGGCAAACCGGUCUUGCACAUUACAGGAACGAACAUAAACCAAGCUUAGUUAAAGGAGAUUUGGCUGGUCAACGCAUUACCAAAGUUGCUUGUGUUGCAGACUGUGUGUUGGCACUCAGUGAUGAAGGCAAAGUCUUUGGAUGGGGAAAUUCAGAAUAUGGACAAUUGCCAGGACUGUUGGAUUGUCACCAAAUAAACGUUGCGACAGAAAUCAAAGAGUGCCGUUCUUUGGGUCGUAUCAUCGAUAUUGCUGCAGGUGGAAGUUUUUGCAUGGCUUUAAACAAUGAAGGCAACGUAUUUGUUUGGGGCUAUGGAAUCCUCGGGCUUGGCCCAGCUGUACAACGAGCUAAACAGCCUACGAAAAUUCCUCCCACUUUGUUUGGUUUGAAUGCCUAUGACCAGAAAACCCAGGUCUCCAAAAUAUAUUGUGGUAUCAGUCAACUAGCUGCAGUAACGAACAAUGGAGAUCUUUACAUGUGGGGCUGCAAUAAAUUCGGAUCUUUGGGCCUCGGUCAUGAAAACGAUCAAUUUUUUCCUUUGAAAGUAGCAGUAGGCGCAGAGGUAAAAAAAGUUUGUUGUGGUGUCGACCACACAGUGACAUUGUGCAAACCGUAUGUAUAAUGAAUAUUUUUUUUCACACAUUCAUUGAGUCUCAUCAAAUAACAACUUCUGAGAUAAAUUAUUUCUAUUACUUUGUCGUAAUAUGACUAAGAUAAUAUUUUUCGUUCAAUUGGUGGAACUUUAGGUUCUAUUUUUUUUAAUAGAAGAACGAUUGAAAGACACGAUUGACGUGGAAAUCCCUCUUUUAUUUGCAUAAUUGUUUACUGAUUUGUACAGUAACACUUUAAUCGAUUAAAUCUAAUGUCUAGUAGAUAAGUAGAAUAAAAAAGGUUGAUCGAAAAUGAAAAA